AACGUGUCCCUCAGCAUGCCGACUGCCUGCAAAACUAUGCCCAUCGAACAUCAAAGGCAGGAUACAACAUAUAUAAAAAAAGCUCCUCAUCUCACUCUCCGACAAAGCCCUCGCCUCCCGCACUCACCCGUGUCCGAUCCCGAGCCCAGUGCCUCAGCUCAGCUCAGCUCAGCUCAGCCCUCAGCGCCGCCGCCGCCACCGCCUACCCCCGGAAAGCUUCAAAAUGGCGCCAAUUUGUCUCUGGCUGCACCAAUGAACGAGGGCGAUGGGAGGAGGCGGGAGGGUGAGAGUGAGAGGGGGCAACGGGAGGUGGAUGGAGAGGGAGGGAUGCUGUCAACGCGUAAAGUGGACGGCACCGCUCCUUCACCGAGACGCUGCAGCGACAUGCCUGGUUCAGAAAUCAAUACAGAGUCUUUAGAAUUAAGUGAUGAAGGAGCAAAUAUUCCAAGUUCCAAAAGACAAAAGACAGAGAACACUUCUGCACAAAUUGAAAGCAACUCUUCCGAUCUGGCUGUGAAGGAAAAAACUCACUAUGCUCACCAACAGAAUGAAACUGAUGACCUUACCCCACACAGCAAUCAGAACUUGCAGGAAGAAAGCAAGGACAAAGAACUGUCAUCUGUUUCUUUACUUCAGGAGGAGACUGAGCAGUAUAAAGAGAAGAAUUGCAUUACUGUACCCGAAAAACCACCUCAAAUGGAAACCGAAUUGAAGUUGUUUUAUCAGGAAUUGAAUCAAAUUGAAAGUGGGACUGAUUUGCUUGCAAAUGGAAAUGUAGAUGAUUCACAAGACUCAGCAGAAAGCAAAAACGUUAGAGUGAAGAAACAUAGAACUAACAAGGUUUGUAAAAGAAUUGCAGACAUGAAAUGUACAUCUGGAAUAAUGAAUGACUCGCGUUCACAAAUUCUAACAACCGAUCGCCCACAUUUGAGUAACAUGCCGACAAGAUCUCAGUGCCAGCAACCGCAGCCUUUCAUUGGCCCUCAAGAAGCACCUCAGUCAAGACUCAAAGUAUCACUUGCUGAUCAAAGAUACAAUUUCUUAUCACGAGGGCAAAUUUCUCUUCAAUAUGGCCAAAAAUUAAUAACUAAUAAUUAUGACUGUAACAUUGCAGCAAUGCCGGGCAAAUUUGAGAGUAGUAUUUUGCAGAUGCAGCCCAUUAGUAGCUGUAGGUUGCAGUCUAGAUAUUUUCACAACUUCAGCCCACAAGAAAAUGCCAUGCACCAGCAGAUUAUGUUGAAGCCCAACUUGUGUCAGCAGUAUCGGCAGAUAGAGCAACUUACAAAUCCAGCUAUUGGAGAAAAAUUGCUUAUAUUUAUGCGUGGUCCUCCAGGUUGUGGGAAAUCGACACUCUCACGGUUGCUAUUAGAUCAGUGUCCUACUGGUGUGAUCUUGAGCACAGAUGACUAUUUCUGUCAGAACGGCGGUUACUGCUUUGACCCCAGUUUCCUCGGUGCAGCUCAUGAGUGGAAUCAAAACAGGGCUAAUAGGUGUAUGGAUGAAGGCAGGUCACCUAUAAUAAUAGAUAAUACAAAUAUCCAAGCAUGGGAAAUGAAGCCAUAUGCAGAAAUGGCUAUGAAACGACGUUACAGAAUGAGUUUUCGUGAGCCAGACACUUGGUGGAAGUUUAAUGUUGUGGAACUAGAAAAGAGGAACAGACAUCGAGUUCCACGUGAGAAGAUUCUUCAAAUGAUGGCACGUUUUGAACAUCCAAUGUCUUUAGAUAUAGUGUUGAGUUCAGUGGAGCCUUCGUACCUGAAUAAAGUCAUGUUAAAUCUACUUCCACACACUAGCCCAAAGUGGGAAGGGCCGCUCGGUUCAAGUUCCAUUAGUGACAUGACUAAUAGAUAGUUUUAGCGAUGCUCCUGAACUGUUGGCCUUUCAAUACAAGAGAGUUGAUCACUUCGUCCCAUAAUGUGUAUUUCUGGGGAACCAAAGUUUUAACAGCUUGUAAUAACACCCAUUUUAGAAUACUGGAAUAUGCUGAUUACUCUGGAAAAAGAUACUAAACUGACUUUUGGAAGAUUUAUAUCUCCAUUUACUUUCACAAUACUCCAUUUAUUUUCUGUGGCUGUGCAUCAUGCCACAAGGUGUAAAUAUAGGGUUUAGACAGAAAAAUAUUUUCUUUUAUCCUGUUUGACUUUAUUUUGUGCACAGUUUGUAGUUUUAUAUAUGAAUUUGUGACACAAAUAUAAUAUGAAAGCAAUUCACCUUAAACUAUUUUUAAUGGAGAGACUGUUAAUAAGGGAUAUGGAUCAUACAUCCAGCUUGUUAAUUCUAGUUAGAUUGCUUUCUGCAGAAUUGCACAAAAAGGUAAUAUAUCAUCUAUAAUUUGUUACAAUUGUACAGAACAAACGAUCUGCUGAAUAACCUGGAUCAUUCAACUGCUCUUUCUUAACUUCUGUACAGCAGUCAGCACGUUUACCACACCUUUUGUCCAGAUGUGAACCUUGAAAUUUUGUGUUUGUGGCUAUUUGCAUGUAUUUCGAGAAAAGAAACAUAAAUUCCUUUAUUGGUGGGAUUUCUCAAUUGUCUUAGCUUUGCAUGAAACUUGUGAAAUUUACUUUUAUAAAUUGGAUAGCACAUCUAAAUGGAGAAAUGCAAAGGUGCUGUUCAUUAUGAUGUUGAACGUUUUCAAUUGAAAACAGUAUACUUGCAGGAUUCAGUAUACUAUUUGCACUGUUGCUUUGACCAUCAAACGAUUAGUCAAAACAAUAGUGUAACAUGGUUGAAAUGAAGGCUAUGGUCUAACCUGGGAGAUAAAUUAUUUAAAUCUUAUAUAGUAUCAAUGAGAAAGAUUAUCAAGCUGAACCUUCUCAACUAUUACUACAAGCCAGGUGCUUUUAAAAAGUAAUGCUCGAGUUAAAACAAUAGAUUGGUAGCCACAAACUACUGGAGUAACUCAGCGGGACAGGCAGCAUCUUUGGAGAGAAGGAAUGGGUGACGUUUUGUGUUGAGACCCUUCUUCAGGCUGAUCUGAACAAUGGAUUGGUAGCAAUGGUUGGAAGUUCUUUUGGCUUAUUUAUGGGAGGUGUCAUAUAUCAAAAAUGUUUUUUGUAACUUAUUUUGAGCUGUAAUUUUUGUGUAAAAUUGGGAUCUAUGAUUACCUUUUAAAGAUUCAUGUUAAACAUGUGAUUGAAAGCUCCAAAGCAGCUUGAAUAACAGAAUGCAAAAAAACAAGAAAUACGUGUAUAAAUAGACCAUUCGCCCUUGUACAUCCUCCAUUCAGUCAGAUUGUGGCUAUUCCAUUGCCUUUGUGCCACUUUCCUACUAUUAACUCCAUAAAUCCAUUGAUUUACUUAAUGUCCAAAAACUUAGCAAUUUAUAUUCUGAAUAAAAUUAGUGACUCUGAAUUAAAUUUCAGGGAGUACAACUCUACUUUGUACAAUGUUUCCUCAUAAUUUAACCCUUAGAAUCGAGAUAACAUUUUGAAAAAUCUGCCCACAUUUUCUACAAGGAUAAUGCAUUCAAAGCUGUUUCAAAUCUCCAAUGCUGCUCUCCCCUUUCAAGUGGAUGUAACAUAUCCAACUUGCAUAUCUGGGAGUUUUCUUAGUGCCUGCUCAAUAUUCUUCAUUCUACAUCAUUAUAAAAGUUUACUUAUCACAUAACUCGUUGCUAUACAUGACACCUUGCAAAUCAGCCUUCAUAUGUUCCCAUUUUUCAACAGUGACAACAGUUCAAAAAAAGUUUCUAAUUGCACAUUGGAAUACCUAGAAGUUGUGAAAAGUGCAAUAUAAAUGUGUAUUCUCUUUAAAUGAUUUAUUAUUUUUUUCAGAAAAUCUUUAUUACCUACAUUUUAAAUAUUCUAGUAAAAAAUGUAUAAAGGAAUAUUGAGAUGCCCUUAAUAGAAAUGUCAUCCCUGCUUUUCAUCUUGUACCAAAGUAGUAUCAAAGCAAAAUACUAGAAAUUUCACCUUUUCAGCUCUUUUAUGAUACUGUAGUCCUCAAGGCCACUGGUAAAAAUAGCUAAAUGUCCCUUAUCGUAUUUGAAAAUGAACAUUUUGAGAGUAUCUAUAAAUGCAGUUGCGCAUUUGAAAGUGAAAAUAUGAAUUAUUGUAAAUAUUUAGAACAGUGAGUUUUUUAUCUGCUUUAAUGCUAAAGGAUGUAUGAAACAUAAUGGUUUUCCCAAGUUAAUCAAGUUGGCUUUUGGAUUUAUAUAUUUUUUGACUGGAGCUGUCACUGAAAAGCAUUGACACAGAUUUCAGGUUACCAGGUGGGUUGAUACAAUUAGAAUUCCUGAUGGUUGUGGACAUCUCCACAAUAGUUAUAUUGAAGUCAUAAGUUAUUUACUGACGUUUUCCAUUACCAUAUCAUUCAUUGCAGUUUACAAGGCUUUAAAUUUUGAUAUAAUUGCGGUGAAGAAUCUUUCAUAAUUGGCAUUCAUUUAUGUAUGUAAAGAGAAGUGUAUGUUAGAAAUAUAAUAAGAUUGAUUUCAUUUUUGUACAAAAAUUUGUUUUAAAAAUUGUAUUAACUCUCUAAGGAGUUGUCAAUUAAAAUGAGAGUAGAACAUUCACUCAAAACAUUGUAAAUGUUCUGCUAAAUGGGAAUAUACAUUUUGUACAAAUAAAUUUAAGUGUUUGUGGAUUUAUAUUGGAAGAUAGUUGCAGUAGUUCCAGACGUGAAAAGUGAGCAUUAUUUUUGCUGUCCACUGGGAUGAGAAAUUUAAAAUCAUAAAUCAUAUUUUUAAUAUU
Molecule: messenger RNA, 4690 nt
Organism: Amblyraja radiata (thorny skate)
Lineage: Eukaryota; Metazoa; Chordata; Chondrichthyes; Rajiformes; Rajidae
Product: NEDD4-binding protein 2-like 2
Exons: 6
Coding region: 16-1851 (611 amino acids)
Biological process (GO): negative regulation of transcription by RNA polymerase II
Cellular component (GO): nucleus
Molecular function (GO): transcription corepressor activity
Source: RefSeq, a predicted model, not a curated record